This is a messenger RNA of Guyanagaster necrorhizus, 2651 nucleotides long. RefSeq lists its product as uncharacterized. The transcript has 9 exons. The annotation marks the transcript as partial. The record is from RefSeq and is a predicted model, not a curated record. Lineage: Eukaryota; Fungi; Basidiomycota; Agaricomycetes; Agaricales; Physalacriaceae. Gene Ontology annotation, molecular function: ATP binding.
AUGCCUCGCAUUGUACAGAAAUCUCGUGCUCUAUUUGCUGCCAUUUUUGCCUCAUAUCCUGACCUGUUCGAUGAGGAAGCAUGGCAGCAGCAAUUUGGAUUCCCCGGGUUUGAUGCGGAUCACAUCUCAAAUGUAAAAAAUGAAGAGCUCCCUGCAGUCCGCGAGUUUCUGAAGCACGUCGGAAAUCUCCCCUUGGACGAAGCUAUAACUUGCGUCAAUACGAAGGGCGCCGACGCAUUUCUCCAAGGCCAGACCACAUACCACCACUGGUGGUCGAAAUCGUGCAUGGUGUCAAAGCUCAGAAUCACACACAACCAUGCUAUUCUUCAUGCUGGUAUCAACAUCAAGGCGAUGUAUCAGGUAGCUGCGAAGAAAGGGAACGCAAAAUUCGUCAUGCUUAUGAUGUUUGGAUCGAAGGAGGCAGAGAUUGCAGAAAGUAUGUUUGGCAGAGCAUUUGAGGAUAACGAGUCGGGUUACUACAUUGAACGUCAGCACAAGAAUCACCGCCAGGCAGAAACAUGCAGACUUGAGGCGAAGGGGGAACUCGAUGCCAUGUGGAAAUUGUUUGAAUCUGGCAAUGGCCAAAUCCACCUGAAAGAUGCAAAGAAGAUCUCGAACGCUCUCGAGAAAUAUGAAAAGUACAUCGGUUGGGAGGCGACGGAGCAGGAUAAGGCUGCAUUGGCAGAAUAUGAGCAGAGGAAGGGUGAGUUUGAACAGGCGCUUUUGAAGUCAGAGGCUCAGGAGGAGGAGUUGAAGAAAAACAAAAAGAGUUCGCAGUACAUCCUUGGACGUAUGAUGAAUCGAAGAAUCGCUGUUAUGGCCACUGAAGAGGAAAUAGCAGCACUCCAUGAGGACCUUGCUUCUCGGCUUCAGAGCAUUGAAAGCACAUGCAAUAGGGAGGAGGCCAAACAACAUGACAUCGACAUCAAUCCGGGCCUUCCUUCGCACCCUGGUCUUAUUGGGUGGGAGAAAUGGAAGGAAUGUGGGGACCUGGGGGUAGAGUCUUGGUCAAAAACUACUGAUAAGGUGCUUGCUGAAAUGCUUCGAUGGGACAAUGGCCAUCCCGAUGAAUUUAAUCCAUUCAUUAACGCUUCCCUCACCGAUUACUGGGAAAACCCUGACUAUGUCGCCAAGAUUCCUCCUGGCGGUGAUGAAGACAAUGAGGUGAUGAACAUCAUGUGGCAUCAAAUUGUUGGUAUAACAGCAAUGGUGAACAUGCUGUGGACGACAAAAUUGGAUGAUGAUGGUGUCCCAGGAAUCCUCCUUGCCGAUGAGGUGGGUCUGGGCAAGACUGCCCAAAUGAUGGGAUUGCUGGCAUUUAUAAUGUCAUGCUAUCGGGCACAGAAGCUCGGCAAGGAACUGCCCCCAGUGCUUGCACAAUUGCCAUAUUUCUGUGGCUGUAAACAGAUUCCUGAUGCACCACAUCUCAUUUUGGUCCCUGGUACCAUUAUAGAGCAGAUUGUGGGCGAGUUGAAAUGGUGGUUCCGUCCUCAUGUCAUCGACAUUUUUGUAAUGCCGACAAUGGAGCAGAGAUGGGAUGAGUUCAACAAGGCUGUUGAUUCAUCGAAGCAGGACAAAUGCAACAUCGUGAUCAUUGCAAGCCAUAGUAGUGUCAGUCAGUUAGCACAUCGGAAUUUAUGGAUCACAAAGUCUAAGACUGAAUUGGUGUCGACUCUCCGCCCCUCUAAGACGAAUUCAUUGGGUUACGAGCCGAUAUGGUCAAGGAGUUUCUGCAGUGUCAUUGUCGACGAAGCACACAACUUCCGGACACCAAAUGCUGCCUACCACGGCAUGAAUAGAAUUAUGGAAAAUACCUGUGUGCACCUAAUUGUGUCGGCAACUCCACUGUACCAGUCACCUCGUGACCUAUGCAACCUCGCAAGACUUAUUCGUUUGAAGGCAUUCAUAGGUAAGGCAGCCGAAUCGCUCGAGAAGGAGAAAGUCAGAGAGCUGUCAAAGAUGCGGAGGGAUGUUGCCAAGGGCAACAACAGCGAUGAUGAUGCUCUCGCCGUAUUCAACACGAAUGCCUUGAAGGGCGUUGAUGGUAGAAAUCCAUACAAAGGGGUGUACGAUGCUAACAAUGACUGGGUCAUUGACAUUCAGGCUCGCUAUGAAGGACGUAUCAUUCGACGGGCAGUAACGUCGAUCAAGUACACUGACCCCCCAGCUGACAAGCCUAUCAUGCUCUUGAAUGAACUCCCACCAUACGAAAAGAUCAAAGUGAUGGUAAGCAUGGCAGAUGCUGAGAAAUGGGAGAUGGACAACCAGAUGUCAAAGUGGAGCAGCAAUGGAUCUGAUGCAGACUCUUCUAGUUCAAAGACACAUGGAGCUGUUGAUGUCACGGAUGCCGGGGCAUUUUUGCUCAAUUACCGGCUUGCGGUAGCAUAUCCACAAUCUCAACGCGAUCCUGACUAUCUGUCAAAAUCUGGCAAGAAAAAGUUUCCACCAUUCGAAAGUCUUGAAGAGUGGGAAAAGUAUCCAGGAGCAAAGCUCGAGGCAACGUUGAGAUUGUGCAGGCACUAUUUGUCUGAUGACAAUGUGUCUCCACCAUAUAUCGAAGACGGUCACCUCGUUUUCCCUGAUCCUCCUGCAAUGGCGACCAGCGAUAAGAAGAAGAGGAUUCAGCAGAUAAAGAUCCUUAUCUUUCAUGA